UUGCAGGAGAAUUAUGGGUAAUGCAUAUCGUGGUAUCACAGUGGAACCUGUUUUGGUGUUAUAUAUCACUGCACUGUUACUGCAGUUACCUGUCUAUCAACAUUAUGUUUAUCAUCGAGCACAGCUUGACUUGCUGGGAAAUAACCAAUCUGAUCUUUCAUAUCAAAGUCAUUGCAAUGCAAAUUCCAGUAAAUUAGAUGAGUAAGUAUAUUCACUGCACGAAAGCCCCACCCUAGCUAGACACAUGAGUAUACUUUGUAUGUUUUCUACCAUUAAGACUAAGUUACUUUACACUACAUACACUGGUGAGCAUUCCGUGAUGGCGCGAAAAAGCGCGUAUCCGCUACGGAAUGCAUAACGUUCAGAAGCCGAGCAGAACGAUAUGUCUCCUUUCCAAUAAUUCCUUAUAUAUAUAGAAAGUACUUAUAUAUAUAGAAAUUUGAACUUGAAUUGACAUUCAAUAAGACUUUAGGAACACAUAAUUUUUACUCAAUUAAUUUUAGCUUUUCAUGUACAUACACUUGUUUUAUCAAUUAUGUAAUGCGCAGGUGAGCAUCUCCCUAUGGAACCUCGCGCAAUAUAAAUUUAAGUAAUAAUAAAUAAUAAUAAUAAUUUUUACGUACCUACGGCUACAGAAAGCUAUCUUGCACAGAGCAGACGUAGUCUAGUUAAAGCCUGGAUAUCAAACGAAUAUGAGAGUGCAUGAGAGUUGCAGUCGCGUGACCUUGGUUCAGGGCCGUAGCGACCAGGGGGCUGGGGCGUCAGCCCCCCCCCCCCCAAUUAUUUAUAAACUAGCGAUAAUCUGUAAAGUUUGAGAGAGAAAUAAAGACCUAAUAAUCGCCUCUGACUAAUCAGCUCCCCCCCCCCUCCAUACAAAAUUGCCUCUUUCGGACCGUUCCGAUAGUGUGGUUAGCUGUUGCUAAUGCUUUCCCUUGAAAUGUCCCCUGUAAUAAGUCAUCACUGCCAUAUCUCUCAUCAGCUCCCAUGCGGUGCCAAAGUUUAGUUCGCACUUGAGUGAGCGAUAAAGGUUUUCUUAAUGAACAAUACUUUGAAGCCAUCAUAUUUUCUUAGUUAAACUUGAAAAUAAAGUAGAUAUUUUGUUGUUCACCCCUCCAAAGGAAGACAGCUCGCGACGGCCCUGGGCACUGAAGCCAUUUGUCCUGCUGUAAUUGGCAUAAAGUAUGAUUGGCGAUGCACGAACGUUUAUAAAAAAGUUAUGUUACAAAAUGAAGAACCGGAACUGUCCGUCUUAAAAGUGACCUAAUGCUAAUGAAUAAUGAUUAAUGGGUCUGCAUGUUCCUGUCCCAAAGCUUUGAUUGAUCGAUCGUCUGUUUCGUUCAUAUUUUCUGCGAAACAUCAUUUUUAAAGUUGACAUAUACCUUUUCUGUCAUUUAGUGAAAUCCAACGACGAGCGUCUAAUUAUAUCCUAAUAAUUGGUAUGGCAGGAACCUUCCCUGCCAUAUUUUCCUCGUUAAUUUAUGGUCCAGUGUCAGACAGGAAAGGAAGAAUACCUAUCAUGAGGCUACCGCCUAUUGGCGGUUUGAUUGACGUCUCUAUAACUCUUGCUACUAUAUAUUUGGAGUUGCCUCUGUAUAUUAUGGCUAUUGGUAAGAUAAGUAUAUUUUGUAUGUUUGUUGAUAUAAUAGCAGGGUUUUGAGGGCAAUCUGAAAACAAAAGGUACAAGACUGAAACAUUAUUUUCCAGAUGGACUCAAAUAAUCUGCUGGAAAAUUGUUUUCUGAGCAUCCCAACCGGUAAUCGAACUCAAGGUUUCUGUUUUUUUACGCACCAGCGCUUUAAUCACAGCGCUAUUAAGACACUCAGAAUUAUUGUUGCUGGGGGUUUGCUACACCGGAAAAUUAUGAAUUGUGUAAGUCCUCAUUAGUGGCCAUUUUCAGCAUUUUCAUGGCGAAAUACGUGCAACGGAGCAACAAAAAAUUCAAGUUUUGGAAGGAAAAUUCCAACCAUAUGAAAUUCUAUGAAUAAACCUAUUUUAAUUUCUGUCCUUCUCUCUUUUCGUUCGAUACCCGUUUCCUAAUUUUCUCCUUCAGGGUCUUUUUCUUCCCUCUAGCCUGACGAUUUUCUACCCCUCCCCAGAGGGGGGAGCAAGUGGUAACUAUAUAUAUAUACACCUCUGUCUGUCUUUGCGCUUGUUUUUGUCAAGGUCUAGCAUUUUAUAAAUUUGCUGAUUGUGUUUUAUUGUCCACUAGAAUUCAAGUAAUAUUGUUGAAUAAAGAAAAUUGUCAAUUAAAUUCAUACACGAUCCUGCCUUUUUUCCAAAUUGCACAACCACGCUAUCAAGUGAUAGCCUUAGUAGGUGUAAACUUGGGGGAAAACUGACCAUUUGAAUAACUCACCAUUUGAACAACUCUUGAGUUUCGCAACCUUUGUUUUGGUAUGCAUAAGCCAUUGCGCACAGAAAAAGGUUUUAUUUUUUAAAUACAGUCUGUAUACAGAUUAUUUCAUGGGUGGUUGAGUGCGUACGAAUUAAAAAUCAUUACCAGAAAUUAGCGACAAAAUGGCCACCGCCUGUAUGCUAAUUGCAUAUGAACCAUACAUAAUGACCUUCAACUUUUAAGAAAAUGCAUACUUAGGGUAAAAUUAUACUGAAUUAGUGCCCUUUUUUGACAAUUAGUGCCCUUUUUUGACAAGUAGUGACCUUUUUUGACAUCUGUAAAUCUACCUUGGAAUCUGACUUCUGAUGCUCUCUCCGAGUAUCUCUCUGAGUGACAAUUCGUGUUCAGGAUGAUCGACUUUGUUGGGUUAAAUUGUCGUGCAAUAUCGUUUUGAACGAAAGACUAGAUCUUGGACAAUAUUGCUUGGUGUUUUACACGCCAAUUCAAUAACUACCCUGCAACUCAAAAUAUGUACAGGAUAUUUAAUAGAGGCCCAAGCAUGGACAAAUGUACUAGCAUGCAAUCAAUUGUUAUUUUUUGGGCGCCCGUAGAGAUAUUUGAUUUCAAUAUAAAGAUACCAUCAAAACAUUCGAAAAUGACUGCUUUUAAAAAUUAUUGAUCGCGAGGUCGGCAAACAGCAUUAACUCCCGAAUUGCCAUAAUUUCAACUUAGAUGUUUCUGCGCUGUGUAUUAUCUGUUAUUAUUAUAUGGCAAGCAUCACUUCCGGUGAAAUGGCGUAUUGUGAUUGGCUGAGAAGCACUUUUAGCGGUCCAUAUUUUCCCGUAAUGGACUGGCGGUCCAUUACGUAUUAACAAACGCAUGAAUUUUAAAACAAAACAGCAAAACUAAUAGAAAAUUUGAAAAUUAUAAUUUAGUUUGUUAUUAAUAAGAUAUCUGCGAAUGGUGUUAAGUGGAAAAAAGACCUCGGUCCGAUAUUACUCUGUAAAGACCUCGCGCUCGGUUAAUAAGAAGUUAAAAAUGGAAGGUCAUUGUAUAGAGGUCAUAUGCGAACUGGCAUACAAGCGGCGGCCAUUUCCCAUUUUGUUGCUAAUUUCUGGUAAUGAUCGUACAAUCCGCAAUCCUGAGGCUUCGGUGGCGCAGGUUCGAUUCUCGCUGAUGGUAGGUUCGAUUCUCGCUAUGGACUCAUGUGAAAAGAAUCUGUCAACUCUCUGCCGAAAGUCGUGGGGUUUUUCCGGGUGCUUCGGUUUCCUCCUCCCAGGGUUGACAGGAUUAGGUUAAACACAAUUAAUAAUAUCACAAAAUAAAAUAGUUUAGGCUAAGGCCAUAUAAAAUAAAUUCCUUGAUUCUCAUCGCUAAAUUUUAAAAACUCCCUGCAGGAGGCGAGAGGUUUAUAAUUUAUAUUUUAUGUCAGAAUAUAAAAAAGUUUAAAAUUUAAAAAAUUGGAGAGGGAGGUCUUUUUAUAUUUGCCCUUAAAUAUAUUAUAGAAGAACGCUAUAUAAGUGGAUAAUUGCACAUGCGCUAAUGAACAUGCAUAAGGGUCCACACAAAUCGUUGUAAUAAGGCUAUAAGCCCAUUUUUUCCUUCAGUAUUCCAAGCAUCCCUUAACAUGUUGCUAUAUUAAUGAUAAAACAAUUUUAUAUCGCAAAAAUUCCAAUAUAAAAUAUAAAAAUAACUAAAUCUCUGAAGAUGCUCGGUCGGGCGGUAAAUUUAUAUUUUAUAACAAAAUACAAAAAUAUAUCAACGCGGAAACCAAAAUAUCGUCGGGCGGUGAUGAGAAUCAAGGAAUUUAUUUUAUAUGGCCUAAGUAUAAAAUUUAGGUACGCGCACUUUGAUUAAAAUCCACAUGGAAAUUUGCGCUAUAGAAAUGGCAAUCUUAACGAACCGCUCAUUAAUUUUUUUAUGAUAAUAUAAUCGCUUUAUUAGGCGAACAAUGCAAUAAAAACUCAUCUCCGUGAUUUCGCUAAAACCGGGCGCCGUGUUUACAAUUUUAUAAUGCAAGUGUCAAAGCAAGACUGUGGGUCAUGUGACACUAACUUAGGUUAUAACUUUUGUUUCUGUACUUUGAAGAGUUACAAUGAUCCACGGCUGUGCGCUAGUCGGUUGAAUAAAAGAUUUUUGCCACCCAAAGUGGCGGAUUAUUUUUUAUGCUACGUCAUACUACAAGACCUGAAUAUUAUUUCUUCCUUUUUAUCAGGUUCAGCAAUCAGCGGUCUUUCUGGACAAUACACAACAUUGAUAUUCACAGUAACUGCGUACGUCACAGACACUACAUCUGAUCCUGCCAAGCUAUCACUUCGCUUUGCUCGUUUGGAAGCCAUGGCAUUGCUUGGUGGUACUAUUGCACAGGCUACCAGUGGUCUUUGGGUCGAACACUUGGGUUACAAAGCACCUUAUUGGUUUCUCUUCGCAUGCCUGUUAUGCACAUUUUUAUAUGUCACGUUCAGCCUACCAGAAUCCCAUCAAAACUUACUAAACGACCACAAAGCUUGCUACAGUUGCAAGGAUGUGAAAUUGUUAGCUGGAGUGAUCGUAAAACAGCGAUACGAUCGCGGUCGAGUAAAAAUAUUGCUUUUGUUAUUAAUCUCAGCCUUAACGUUGCUACCUGUGGGUGUCAUCAAUCAACUUGUUAUUCUGUACGCGAAAGACUACCCGCUUUGCUGGCGAGCUGAAUUGAUUGGUUAUUUUUUGGGGUGCAUAUUUUUCGGAAGAGCAGUUGGCGCUGUGGUGUGUAUGAAGAUCUUAAAGCGGUUUCAUUGGCAAGAUUAUUCAGUUGUGCAACUGGGAUGUGUCUUUAUAAUGGCUCUCUUGGUUAUGAUUGGCUUAUCAACUACGACACUGGAUAUGUUUCUAGGUGGGUUUUAAUUUAAUAUUAUUAAGAUAUUAUACAUGUGCAUAAUGCCUGCUGGAAAAUUAAGCAAAGGUGCAUACAACAACUAACAUUAAUCGGUAUUAAAUCAUCGCUGCUUUUAAUUAACAUCAAAUUUUCGUCAUCAAACCCAACUGGACGUAUUCAGCUUGAACAAUUUAAAGCUAUUUCUACAGUUACUGGUGGACAGUUAAAAGAAAAGUCAUGGACAUGAUCUCACAGUCAUGGACAUGAUCUUUAGUCAUCAGUUAUUUUUAUUGUAGUUAAUUUUAAUGGAGAAAAUGCAUGAUGUCAUGAAGGUCCAUAUGAAUAUAACUGGAACGCUUCCUUCAGACAAACUGAUAAAUCAGACCCUCGUGAGACCAGUUCAGGGAGCGAGCGUGUCAUUUUAAUAAGAAAAAAGCUAAAAGUGAAGUCUACUAGGCAUUUAUUAUUAGCAUGACAAAAUUACUGCAUGCUGAUUGGUUGAGAGGAGUACAAUUAUUUCAUUAAUUGUACUGCAGUACAAUUAAUGAUUUUCUCAAAACAAACAAAAUGGCGGUAUUUUGAACACAAAUGUGAAAUGAAAUUGCCCUUGAGGAACUAGAUGAAAAUACGAACAAAAGCACCAAAUUUUGCUUUAACAAAAGAACUAAAUGAAAAUACGAACAAAAGCACCAAAUUUUGAUUGAAAGUCUGGUAGGACUGGGCUUUGGCGAGAGAAUAUGAUUAAUAAGACAUUGAUAAGUAUCCAAUUUUGUCAUGCUAAUAAUAAACAAGUAAUCAUGCGAUGUUGCUCGUACAAUUAGGGAUUAAUAUAGUACUCGUGAUGUUUGGAAAUUUGCCAAAUUGUACUCGCCCCGGUGGCUCGUCCACUUUUGGCAAGAUUUCCAAGCAUCACUCGUAUUAUUAAUCCCUAAUUGUACUCGCCAUCGCAUGAUUAUACCUAUACUAAAAGAAAAUUUUAAGCGCUGUUAAAAAGCUUUUUGUAAAUUUUAAGCCGGUUGUAAAAAACGCAUAUUCAUGCAUGUUGGCGGAUUGAGUUUACUCUUGGCAUGCGUGAAAAGACUGGGGCUGGCCUUCAAGUUUGGCUUUAAAUUUCCUGUUGGAGGUAGCGUUCCAGUUAUUUCACUGUAAGGGACUGAGCCGAGUCAAUUUAUGGUCCAUUAUAUACGUUUUUGUUUUGCGUGCUUUUUCAUGCAGAUAUGUUGUGGGCACAUUUUCAAACAAUUUUUGUUGUCUCAGGCACACAACAAAUUUACGGACUCCUGACGACCCCCGACCUCAGUACUAGUUUAUGCGGAAUGAACUUAGCCAUUUAUGCUCACCAUUUCUUCGUCAUUGUAAUUGUAUUCUUCUUAUAAAGAUGCAGUUCCAAUGAAACAAAUGUGAGUAAAAAUAUUAACAAUGCAUCGUUUCCAAGGGUGAACGUGAAAUGUUAAUUCAUGUCUGCAUGUAGUUUCUUUAUUUCCCUAGUUUAAUUAACAAAAGUGUCAGUUACAGUGUCGAUCUCGAUAAUAUUUAGACGAACAUAGAUUUUCCUAUUCAUAAUAUCAGUUACAGUUACAAUUUAUUUUAUUUAGCCACAAUACCUUGUCUAAUGGCGGGUCUAGCUCAACCAUGUAUUCGAGCUUUGGCAUCACACAUUGUUGACCACAGCGAGCAAGGUAAUUAAUUAGUAUUGAUUGGCUAAUAAUAUUCCAUCCAUUAGGCCAGCGAGGAAAAGCAGAAACAUAUUAGAUUCCGGGUACCAUAUAUUUUGAAAUAUUAUAAACUGUCUUACUCAAAUAUUAUAAACUCGUUGUACAGUCUUUCAUAGUUUUGAACGAGAUAUUUCACUUCUCUUUUGAAGUAUGAACAUGUUUUUAACAUUAGGUUGGCAUAGAAAGUCGGGAACAAAUUGCGAAUCUAUCCUUUUCAAACGCUUAUCUUGCAUGUACAUGUACCGCCUUAAGCACUCAAUAACCACGUGUAGGUUUAAUUAUUAAAUAUUAGACCUUAUGCAUAAUGACGUCACAAGGCUUGAUGCCCGCGAGGAAUGCUGGUAUUAGUAGUCAUCGCCGGGGAAAAUUUCGAUAGUGGCCAUUUUGAAUUGUUUAAUUUUCCCAGGCGAUGACUACCAAGACCAGCAUUCCUAGCGGGCAUCAAGCCUUGUGACGUCAUUGUGCGUAAGGUCUAUUGGUCAUUUGAGACGUGCGACAUUGACUACCAGUGUCCCAGAAAAACUGAACACUGUUUGAUUUCAUGUAACGUAAACGCUAUAAAAGCUAUCGCAACGAAAUAAAGAUCAUUGCGUUCAGAAAGGACUAACUUAGAUUUUGAUAUAUAGCACUUGAAUGUGCAUGCAAUAUUGAUUGCGCUAUUGAUGUUUGAACGUCAAUUGAACUACUCGUUUUGAAAAUGCCAAAAAUGAGCAUAAAACAACCUUAUAAUUACCGAUGUAGUUUUAUAAAAUAACAUGUACAUAACGCGUAUUCUGAUUGGUCGAAACCCGUGUUUGGAUCAGGCCAUCCAAACACGGAAGACUAUCGUGUUGUUGUUAUUUUAUAAAACAAUUACUUUAUGGUUUCCGUGUUUGGAUGGAAUGAUCCAAACACUUGGGAAUGUUGCUCGAGUUAAGAAAAGCGGGCAAAAUCACUCGCCUUCGGCUCGUGAUUUCGCUCGCUUUUCUUAACCCUCGCAACAUUCCCGCGUGUUUGGAUCAGGCCAUCCAAACACGGAAACCAUAAAGUAAUUGUAUAAUACUUGUUAAAUAAUAAAUAUUUUUAUUUUGGUUGUAUCUCGCUCAAUAUUGCAUGUUAAUUCAGGUGUUAUAUAUCAAAAUCUAAGUUACCUCUUUCUGAAUGCAAUUAUCUUUAUUUUAUUGCGAUAGCUUUUAUAGCUUUUACGUUACAUGAAAUCAAACAGUGUCCAGUUUUGUUUUGGUGACACCCGGUAUAUAUACAGGGUGUAUAAAAAAAAGCGCAAUCCUCGACUGAAAUGUAAACUGCUAAACAAAUAAUAGACGAAAACGUUAAAGUUUACAUUCAUUUUAAAGCGUAGCCAUUCAGCUUUCUAACAGUGGGUUGUUUCUUAAAUUUGACUCAUUGGUUCGCGCGUAAUAAUACUUUACGUUAUUGCGAUUGGAGAUUAAAAAAAUUGAGAUAUGGAAUAACAAAUCGUUCUCAUGAAAAUAACUGAUUUUUUCAUUAAAACAAAAAAUGUUGCAUUUCAUUAAAUGGAUUGUAACAAUAAGUAUAAUUACGGCUUUUCUUCCACUAUUUUUAACUCAGUUUGAAACUUCAAAUGCGAUAUAAUUUUGGCUUGGACCAUCUAAGCUGACUGACAUCAACUUGCUAUAAUUUCUGUUUACAUUACAUCGCAAUUCGAUGACACUCUGGCUCAGACACCAGAAUGUUUUGACGAUUUUUAGCAUUCGUUUAGGAUUUUCAAACAACCUGGUCUCUUUUAAAAUACUUUUAAUUUGUUCUUACGUGGUUUUCCAGAUGUAGUGACGACAACAUUAAAGUUUAAAGAAGAAAAUUCUAACAUUUAAACCGACUAAACAAUAACAUAGUAAACUUGCAUAAUUAAACAGCAACUAAAAAUGAUAGGUUUUACUAAAUCUUUUCCUGUGCAAUUAUUACUAGCAUUGGAGACAAGGAUAAUAGUUUGUUUGAAAGAGAAAAGAACAGGCUUUGAAGUAAGCCUAAAAGCGUUUAACUAGAAAUAGUAUUUCGAAAGUUAUUAAGCACAAAAGAUGAAUUGCGUUUAUUUUGAUACACCCUGUAUAUAUAUAUCAGUUUGUGGUAAUCUUCAACACAUAUCACAAGACUUUUAAAGUUUUUUGCUUCCUUGCGUGAGCGCUAUAAUGCAAAAUUACGCGAAAAUUAGCCGGUUAUACCAUUUUGACAGAAACGUCGCUUGCAUUCUUAACUCGCUAAUCCUAUGCAACUUUCUUAAUUAUUUUCGUGUCCAUGCAACAACAUCCUACCGUCCGCCAUAUUGUUUUAUAAUUAGAUUGAAUUAAAUGAGGUGAGAAAAAAGUAGACGUUAUUAAACUCACAAAUUAUGAAGUUUGAACAAUAUCAUCUAUAUUGUUUUUAGAUAUCUGUAUGUAACCGGCUAUAUGUUAAAAGUCCGCAAAAGAUAUAUCGAAGCUGGCUUUUCAUUAUAUUUUGGGAACUUUUUAGUACAUUUUCUCAUAAGAUUGUGACUACACCUGAUGCGUCAUAGCCAGACCUCUCAACUCUCACGCAUUCGGCGUGAGUCUCACGCAAUUCGCUUCACUCUCACGCUCUCACGCCACGUUUAGUAAAUCUCACGCAUAUAGCAGUUUCAUAGUAUUUUUUCAAUAAAUAAAUAUAAUAUUGUAUUCUUAAAUGCACAUUAUUAAUCAUUAUACGGAUCGCGAAUCGAAUAUAUAAUCGCGUGUUAUUGUUCCUGCAUAUACGGACCGACAUUUUGGCUUUUGCCCGCAAUUUGGAUACAAAAUAGUACGCAUAUGUAAAUACGGCGGACAAAAGGCCGCAGAAUCAGUCAGGCAGAAUUCUAUAUGUAAAUUAUCAAAGGCAAAUUAAAGCUCAUUAGACAUUACUGUAUGUCACAGAAAUACAGUUAUUGUAACUAAAGUGCUUUGUCUUAAAGGAAGUUAUGAAGCAAUGCCAAUGACGUAUUUCAUUAAAAAACACCAACUCUCAUAAUCUACGAAAUGCCAUUUCAGACCCCCGGACUUUUAAAAAGGUGUCAUCCACAUCCCCAAUCUCACUCUUAACUUCUCUGGAAAGUUGAGAGGUCUGCAUAGCCUCAAUCGAGCUCAGUGAAAUGAAUAUAACUGGAAAGCUACCUUCAGAUAAAGUCGCCAGAGUUCGGCCUGAAGCCAAAGCGUAAAUACACGAAAUUUAAGCUACUUAAAGUAGAAUAAGUUAAAUUAAUAUAAUAUAAUACUGCUAAACUUUUGAAAAGGCGAGACUUUAUCUUACAAUAAUUGCUGUAGGUAUACUAGUAUACAGGUAGGUGCUAAUGCAUGCAGAUUGCAGGUAUACAUCAGUUUAUUUCCGUAAAUUGUCCCAAGAGAACCAGUCACUCCUAAGGCUAGGCACACUAUCAAUAAACAAUUAUUCCAAAAAAAUAAGGAAAAGCUUAAAGUAUAAAGUCUAUAUAUACUGGAAAGUUUUACCUGAAUAAAUGCAUUCAUAUAUGUAAACAUUUGUGUGCUGUUAAAAAGCCUUUUGUAAAUUUUAAACAGACUUCACACAACACCGUUUAGAUGUUCUUGCAGGUUUUUUAUUGAUGUAAUUUAUAUUUGCCAAACGAAAAACUAAUUUUUAACAGCCUCACUAUCAGUGCGUUUUACACGCGUGCUUUAAUGUUAGUUGAAAAUUGUGAUACUUUCGUUUUCUUAUUUACAGGAUCACUGUUUUCCAUCAUAGCUUCCAUUGAAAGUCUUUGUAAUUUUCUGGCAAACACAAUCUUCAAUCCUGUAUACCAGACCUCAUUGAACUAUACUUGGCCACAUGCCAAUGGUCUCAUUUUCUUCAUA
Paramuricea clavata is the source of this 10722-nucleotide messenger RNA. The record is from the annotation of a GenBank genome assembly. NCBI's taxonomy places the organism in Eukaryota, Metazoa, Cnidaria, Anthozoa, Malacalcyonacea, Plexauridae.